CUUGGGCCUCUACCCAAAGAAAACUUGCACUCGAGAAUUAAACCUUCCUUUCCCUCCACGCUACCUCACACACUCCUCUGGCUCCCCCAAAACACCAAGAAGCAGAAGAAGAAAGAAAGCCAAGAUGUUGAAAGCAGUAGGUCUGUUCGGGCGCAGCAGCAACAACAAGAAGAACCCCCGGCCCUUCAAGGACUACUACGCCGAAUGGCUGACCACCCUCAAGUCCUCCCUCCUCCCUUCCCUCCGCCAAUCCCUCUCCGACGCCUCCUCCCUCUCCCACCUCUCCCUCCACGUCGACGCCCUCCACCGCCACUUCCUCUCCUACUACGACUCCCUCGACUCCGCCGCCCAGUCCGACGUCGCCCAGCUCCUCUUCCCCGACUGGCGCAACCCUCUCGAGAAGCCCUUCCUCUGGCUCGCCGACCUCCACCCCUACCUCUUCACCAACCUCCUCCGCUCCUUCCUCGACUCCGCCUCCGACGAAGAUUCCGACGCCGACUCCGACAGCCUCGUCGUCCAGUUCGGCGACCGCCCCUGGCACAUCGCCACCGCCUGGCGCAGCCCUUCCUCUUCUCUCACGCAAAAGGUCGAGCAGGUGGAGUGCGGUCUCAGGCUCAUGGUCCCUGCGCUGGCGGCGCGUGCGAGGGAGGCGCAGGCCGCGUUCGUGGAGCGCGUGGCGAGGAACUGGGGGCCUUACGACGCCGGGAAGAAGGAGGCGGCGAAGGCGGUGAUGGCGGAGGCGAUGGAGGCGGAGAUGGAGGAGAUGGUGAGCGUUCUGGUGGAUGCGAAUAGGCUGAGGAGGAGUGUUCUUGCCGAGAUUGUUGGGGCCGCCAGUGUUUACCAGGCCGCUCUGUUUCUUGAAGGCCUGGCCCAAUUUCUCGUUGGGUUCAGAAACCCGGAAUUGCUUGCUCAGUUUGAUCAGUGCAAGACUCCUCUCAGUAAGCAAUGCCGCUUGGCUAUUUGAUUCUGGGGAAUUAAGGUUGGAAUUCUUUGAGGGAGUGGACACAUUCUUUCUGUCAAUUGUGAGUAGUGAAGUUUCCUUUUUCGAUUUGGUAUGCAUUGUUGUGUAUGUAAAAGAUGAAUCUUUGUGAAUGUGAAUGAUUUGGUGCCUGAAUCAGUGUUCUUUUGUAAUGAAGUAAUUUUGAUCAUUGACAUAGUAUUGUUCUUGAGAUGCAAGGCAAAUAGCAAGUAGUAUACUAUGGAAGACAUACAAGUUUUUCAGUUUACUAAUAAAGUU
This is a messenger RNA of Rosa rugosa (rugosa rose), 1237 nucleotides long. RefSeq names its product protein INAPERTURATE POLLEN1. Gene Ontology annotation, biological process: DNA-templated transcription. Lineage: Eukaryota; Viridiplantae; Streptophyta; Magnoliopsida; Rosales; Rosaceae. Gene Ontology annotation, molecular function: sequence-specific DNA binding. The transcript is spliced from 2 exons. The record is from RefSeq and is a predicted model, not a curated record. Bases 125 to 964 code for a protein of 279 amino acids.